This is a messenger RNA of Didymodactylos carnosus, 1128 nucleotides long. The record is from the annotation of a GenBank genome assembly. NCBI's taxonomy places the organism in Eukaryota, Metazoa, Rotifera, Eurotatoria, Philodinida, Philodinidae.
AUGGCAAAAGUAAUUAUCUUUUCUAUUCAAGAGGGUUUAUUAAUAAAUUAUUCUCGAAAUAUAUUUUGUCUAUUCUCUACAAGAUGUCAGUCAACAAAAAGUUCUCAUCGUUUUAUUGAUGGUCCAGAUUUUCAAUCAUUUUUACGUGGUGAUAUACCAUCAAAAACAUCAUCUAAUUCUUAUACUGGUAAUUUAGUACGUAAAAAAAGUGAACAUUUACGCAUACCACCAUGGUUAAAAACUGAAAUACCAAUUGGUAAAAAUUAUUCUAAUUUAAAACAAACAUUAUCAAAAUUAGAUUUAAACACGGUUUGUGUUGAAGCUAAAUGUCCUAAUAUAAAUGAAUGUUGGAAUGGAGGUGAAAAUCAAAUAUCAACAGCAACAAUUAUGUUAGGUGGAGAUGAAUGCACUCGAGGAUGUCGAUUUUGUUCAGUUAAAACAAAUCGUAAACCACAACCACUUGAUCCAUUAGAACCACAAAAAACAGCUGAAGCUAUUUCAAAAUGGAAUAUUGAUUAUAUUGUUUUAACAUCUGUUGAUCGUGAUGAUUUAGAUGAUCAAGGUUCAAAACAUAUUGCUAAAACAAUUAAAGAAAUAAAAUUAUUAAAACCAAAUUUAUUAAUUGAAUGUUUAACACCUGAUUUUCGUGGUAAUCAUCAAUGUAUUGAAACAAUUAUUAAUUCUGGUGUUGAUGUUUAUUCACAUAAUAUUGAAACAGUUAAAGAAUUACAAUCAUUUGUAAGAGAUUUAAGAGCAUCCUAUGAUCAAUCAUUAAAUGUUUUAAAAUAUGUUAAAUCUAUUAAAUCAAAUAUAAUUACAAAAACAUCAUUAAUGUUAGGAUUAGGAGAAACAGAUGAACAAAUAAAACAAACAUUAGACGAUAUUAAAUUAGCUCAAAUUGAUUGUUUAACACUUGGACAAUAUAUGAGACCAACAAAAAGACAUUUAAAAGUAAAAGAAUAUAUAACACCAGAAAAAUUUGAUUUUUGGAAACAAUAUGGAGAAAAUUAUUUAGGUUUUAAAUAUGUUGCUAGUGGUCCAUUAGUUCGUUCAUCUUAUCGAGCAGGAGAAUAUUUUAUUAAAAAUAUUAUUAAUAAACAAAAAGAACAAAUACAAAAUAAAAUAUAA